CUCACCUCAUCUUUAUCUUAUUUUUACCUUCUGUCUUUUACUAUCAGCUCUAUCAUUAUGUGCCCUCCGCUUGGAGUAGUCGAGACUAACCAGUCUAUUUCAACUGAUAUCCCGAAAUGCAUACCCGCAGAUUAUCUCUCCCAGGGCGCCUACAAGCUCGCCCAAUCACAUCUCCCUCCACCCAUCCUGAACCACAGUAUUCGUGUUUUCCUGCUUGCAGACUUCCUGGCACAACGUGAACAGUCGGGAUGGGCUACUCAAGACAGGCGAAGUCUGCUCUGCGUUGCCUGCAUCCUGCACGACAUCGGAUGCGCAACCCAAUUCGACGGCCCGCAGCGUUUCGAGGUUGAAGGGGCUGAUGCUGCAGCUAAUUAUCUUCGACAGUCUAACACUGCCCAAUCAGACAUUCAUGAAGUCUGGCAGGCGAUUGCUUUGCAUACGAGUCCGGGCAUCGCAGAGCGUAUUAGCCCUCUUGCCCGUCUGGUGCGUCAAGCUGUGCUCACCGACUUCGGCAGACAGUUGGACCAAGAAGGCGAAGAUACUCGAUCACCUGUGGAGCAGUCAUUUCCACGACUUGGUAUUGAAAAAAUCCUAGGAGAUACUGUCGUUGAUCAAGCAUUGAGACGGCCUGAAAAGGCACCACCGGCCUCCUGGCCUGGAAUACUCCUACGCGCCAAGAAAGAAGCACCGGAAUGGGAUGGCGUUAACAAAGCAUUUUGAUAGUUAUGGACUAUUAUAUAAGAGUAUUAAAUCUUUGCAGGAUAUACUGCUGCUCCUCUUCCGUCACUUGCAUUCUCGUCAGAUUGUAUCCAUCUCGGAGACGAGCAUUCACAAUGAUCUUUCUCGUCUUGGACCGGACUGCUGAUUCGAUGCUUUUAGCAAUGCCAUGG
Aspergillus wentii DTO 134E9 is the source of this 890-nucleotide messenger RNA. RefSeq lists its product as uncharacterized. The transcript has a single exon. NCBI's taxonomy places the organism in Eukaryota, Fungi, Ascomycota, Eurotiomycetes, Eurotiales, Aspergillaceae. The record is from RefSeq and is a predicted model, not a curated record. Bases 58 to 720 code for a protein of 220 amino acids.